AUGAGACUGAGUACGCAGCGAGAGAGUGCUCAGUGCGUUCCUGCUGCCUCUGAGGGCAGCUGGGAUUGGCUUGCCUCUGCCUGGGCUGCCUUCUGCGGCAAAGACAGAAGCAGGGAUUGCUUCUGCUUGAGCAGAAGGCUGGCACUUAGCGAGUGGCUAGGCUCCAGGGAGCUCUCAAGCUGCCGACUGGCAGAGGGGUGGUGGCAUUUUGGAUGGUCUGGGAAGCGGCGUCUCUGCUUGCGAGUGAGUGCCUUGCACUGCUUCUGUCUUUCAGGGAGCGUUGUGAGCCCGGGUGAGCCAGGGAGGAAAUACACAGCCCUUGAAGAACUUGGACGAGGGGGCUUUGGAGCUGUUUAUAGAGCCCUGGAUGCCAGCACAGGGAAACAGGUGGCCAUCAAGAAAAUGACGCUGCAAGAGGAGGAUUCCGAGGAGCUGGCUGUCAAUGAAAUCCUGGCCAUGAGGGACAACAGGAAUCCCAAUAUUGUUACCUACUUAGACAGCUACCUGGUCGACGAGGAUCUCUGGCUGGUGAUGGAAUUCAUGGACAGAGGCACGCUGUUCGAUGUACUCAGGGCAGCGUACCUGGAGGAAGAACAGAUAGGCUGUCGGGAGGUGAGGGAUGGCGCCUGUGCCGGCCCUGGCCUGCACAGGAUGGUCCUUGCCAGCGGGUGGGGAAGAAGAGCAGAGGUUUCUUGCUCACUCCUUUGUUUUGGUGCUGCUGUCACGGCACCAGGAGAAGAGUGA
This is a messenger RNA of Cyanistes caeruleus (blue tit), 744 nucleotides long. The record is from RefSeq and is a predicted model, not a curated record. NCBI's taxonomy places the organism in Eukaryota, Metazoa, Chordata, Aves, Passeriformes, Paridae.